UUUGCAGGCGUUUCUCUAAAUGAUAUGAUUUAUCAAGGACUCGACACAACUACUGAGUUAGUGUAUAUAUUUUUGCGUUUUCGCAAAGAAUCAGUCGCAAUCACUGCGGAUGUUGAAGAAAUGUUCAUGCAAGUGAAAGUCCCUGAGUCUGAUCGAGGAACUUUAGGAUUUCUGUGGUGGCAGGAGGGAGACUUGUCGAGGGAACCACCCGAGUUUCAAACGACAUCUCAUCCAUUUGGUGCCACAUCGUCGCCGUUUUGCGCGAACUUUGUCUUGAAUAAGACGGCCCAAAUAUUCUCUGACGGUUAUGAUGGUUAUGUCGUAGAUGCUGUCAAAAAUAAUUUCUAUCUUGAUGAUUGCUUGAUAUCCAUUCCCACUUGUGAUCAAGCAAAGAGUUUCGUUAAGCAGAUAAGUGAAUUAUUAUGUAGAGGAGGUAUACAAAAAAUGACUGAUCUUGAAUCUUGGUUCAAAUGUCCUACUUUAUUGCAUGGCGAAUUUUAUAUAACAAUCACUGAACGUCCGGAACCUACUCCUGACGAUAUUGGGUUUAGAAAAACCGCUGUGGUUAACUUGAGUAGUAUAAAGUACAACAUGUUACCUAUUCUCUCUUAUUAUUCCGAGUGGUUGAAAUUAGUCAGAGCUGUAACGUGGUUUAGAAGGUUCAUCGAAUUCCUGAUGUUACUUCGUUUACCGAUUUGUGAAGCAUCCGUUCAUCUAGGAUGUUUAAAGGUCAAAGAGUUUGACAUCACUAAGCGUAAGAUUUUAUUGAUGGUUCAGAGAGAAGUGUAUGGAGAAUUACUUAGUGAAUUUGAAAACAGCAGUAAAGUAGUAGGUCAUGAUGAUCUGAAAGGUUUAUCACCGAUAAUGCUUGAUGGGUUACUAUGUGUUACAGGUCGGCUAAGCUACUCGGACUUCUCAGAUGCUUUUAAACAUCCAGUAAUUUAACCCAGUCGACACUUAGUGACGGAAAUGAUAAUAAGACAUUGUCACAAAGAACAAGGACACAUAGGAAGGUCAUUGGAAAAAGGAUAUGGAUAUGUGUUUACUUUUUUGCAAACAUGGGCAGUACAUACUGAACUGAUGUGUAGUUUGAUUACUGAAUCAUUUAUUAUGGCCUUAUUACGUUUUAUUAGAAGAAAGAAACCUCCAGAGAUUUAAAAUGAUAGUGCGUCAAGCUUCAUGGGAGCAGUUUCUGAGUUAAGGAGUUUUGUGCAACAAUAGAGACAGCAAAAGAUAAAUAUUGAAUUGUCAGCGAGUCCUUCAUCCAACAGCAUGGGUGGAGUUUGGGGAAGAGUGAUUAGGUCUAUACCACGACUGUUAUUGUUGAUCACCAGAGAACAUGCAAAGCAGGUCUCCUUGAGGCUUCGGGUUAGUCUUUCUUGUUAAUUAUGUAGUCAGGUCGAGUAGGCGAACUGCUGUAAGUCCUACUCGUUCCUAUGGUGUGAUAUGUUAUAUAAUGAACCAUGACCGUAGGCAUCAAGGUAGCUUGUGUGGUAUGGAGGGAUUUUCGGGGUCGGUGUAAGAUCCAUUUUGAAUGUUUUGUGUGUUUGUGAAAAUCCCUCUAUGUAUAUACUUGCCCUUUGUUCCUAUUGAUCCCCUUAGUUGUACAUUGUUGCCUUUUGAUUACACUUGAAUUGUUAAUAUUUGUAUUUUAAUACAGUUUUAUUCUUAUUACGCCUUCACUAAGUUUUUGUGUUUCUUCCCGAACUGCAUCUGUGUUGUUUCACUUGACACUUGUUCUUGAUGGUAGCCGUAUUGACUUGCUCCUCCUUUUGUGUGUUCUAUCCGGUCAGGAUAGAAUAACGUCCAUUUGUUGUGACUGGUAAUUUUCCCUCAUCUUUCAUCAACUACCUUAUUUAUUGUAAUUUAGAUUUAAUUGAUUGAACAAUUAUUGGUUGAAUAGCCGGGUGGUAAUAUUUGUUUAGGUAACGAUUUACAUUAAAUUUAUGAUGAAUUGUAGAACCGCUA
Messenger RNA from Schistosoma haematobium, 1968 nucleotides. RefSeq lists its product as uncharacterized. NCBI's taxonomy places the organism in Eukaryota, Metazoa, Platyhelminthes, Trematoda, Strigeidida, Schistosomatidae. The record is from RefSeq and is a predicted model, not a curated record. The transcript has a single exon. The annotation marks the transcript as partial.